Messenger RNA from Corticium candelabrum, 1153 nucleotides. RefSeq lists its product as uncharacterized. The record is from RefSeq and is a predicted model, not a curated record. The transcript has 7 exons. Lineage: Eukaryota; Metazoa; Porifera; Homoscleromorpha; Homosclerophorida; Plakinidae. The coding region runs from base 15 to 776 and encodes 253 amino acids. Gene Ontology annotation, cellular component: nucleus. Gene Ontology annotation, molecular function: protein binding.
GUAAACUUGCUCCAAUGUCUUAUGAAAAGCACUCAAAUCGGCUAGUUGGGUCUAAACCAACUAAAUGGAGAAAUAGCGACAACUACUUGGUGAAGGAACAAAACUGUAAAACCAUAAAAUGGAGGCUUAAAGAACUUUACAGAGAGUGUCACACAAACAACACGUGCAAACCAGAAGACCUUGAUGACUGGAUCAACUACUUUCUGUACAUGGCAGCAAGUCAUGGAUCUGAAGAAGUGUGUGAAUAUCUCCUAACAGAACAUGGAGCAAACCCAACAGUCAAGUACACCAAAGGACAAAGUGCCAUCCACAAUGCCGCUAGAUGUGGCCAGGUUCGUGUACUGAAACUCUUUGCUGCCAAGCACUGGUCAUUGGAUGAAUCAGAUGACAGUGGGAAUUCUCCUUCAGCUUGGGCUCAAAGACACAACCAACAGGAAUGUGUACAACUUCUGCAACAAUGGUACCAAUCUAAACAAGGAUUUAAUAAAGAAAAUAGGAAAACCACUCAAAGUGGUAAGAAUGCUGCUACAAUUGCCAGUAACAAUGAUGUCAAAAACGACGAGGUUAAUCACACCUUAGAAAAUCAAGAAAAGUUUUAUUGCACAGCAUCAAGAGCUGCACAGUUGCUAAACAUGGCGAAUGGAAGAUCAUCAAGUGACAACACCUUUAUGAACAGAGAUGAUUUUGAGAUGAAGGUGUUCUCUGACAUUUGGUGCAACAGUAACCCUACCAUGCAAUGUUGGCCAGACAGUAUUGAAAUGUCUACUGAACAUUAACUCUGUACAAAGAAACUAAGAAUCAAGUAUCAACUACAUUAUCAAAUGUACAUUAUGACAAAUGUCUGUAUAUUAAAUAUUUAAACUGUUGUCUAGAUCUUUACUGGACACAUACCAUCAUAUAUGUACAUAUCAUGUCUUGUUGACAAUAGCUGUUGUGAACAUGCCAUGCAAACUUUCAUUGUCGUCUUUUACUGUAAGACACAACUUGAUUUACUCAUAACAAUUUACUGUAGGACACAACUUGAUACCGUAUACUGACAAGAAAUUUGGUUGGAUAAGGAAUACCUUGUGCAAGCUUCUCCUGAAGAGAUUUGGUAGCCGCUCAAUGGUACUGCUUUGCCAACUGAAAUUGAAAUGUCACUACUGCAACAUUA